This is a messenger RNA of Tauraco erythrolophus (red-crested turaco), 1604 nucleotides long. The record is from RefSeq and is a predicted model, not a curated record. NCBI's taxonomy places the organism in Eukaryota, Metazoa, Chordata, Aves, Musophagiformes, Musophagidae.
AGGCAGAAGGAGAAGACAGCCUUAAAAAGAUGCAGCUGAUGGAGCUUGCAAUUCUGAAUGGCACCUACAGAGAUGCCAACAUCAAAUCACCAACAGCCCAGGCUCCAAGGAUUAUUACUGGGCCUGCGCCUGUUCUCCCACCAGCUGCCCUGCGUACUCCUACGCCAGCUGGCCCUACCAUAAUGCCUUUGAUCAGACAAAUACAAACCGCUGUCAUGCCAAACGGAACUCCUCAUCCCACCGCUGCAAUAGUUCCACCUGGACCCGAAGCCGGUUUAAUUUACACACCAUAUGAAUACCCCUACACGCUGGCACCAGCUACAUCAAUCCUUGAGUAUCCUAUUGAACCUAGUGGUGUAUUAGGUAUGGCUUUCCCAACGAAAGGCUAAGAAUUCAAGAACGGUCUUAACUGAUCCUUCAUCAGAUCUGAAUUUUAACAAAUGCUUAGUUUCAGCAGCCUUGAAAAAAGCUUGGCCUAGCAGUCAGUGACUUACUUGCACUUUUUUGCACAUAGAUUUAAAAUAAAAUAGUGCUAUUAAUUUGGAUUAGCUCCUAUUAUUACAGAGUAGCUGUAAUUUAUGAGUGUAUAGUAGUAUACUGACUGCUAAGUGUUCUAUAUAGUGUUUGCUUUACUAAUCACCUAAUUCAUUGCAGUUCAUACUUAUUGACUUAAAGUUUAAAAUCACAAUCUGUAGGCUUGAAGAAUUGCUUUAAAACUUUUUUUGUGGUAGAACUGGAAGUGAUCUUAAGGUUAGCAAAUAAUUGUCAGUAUUAAAAGAUGGCAUUAUUUAAAAUAGUCCUGCUGCAAGAAAGGCACUUCAGUGAAUAUGUGACUAGUAAAGCUUAAAUGUGCUUGGGUCUAAUAGAUUUCAUGAAAUACUGUAAUUUUUGGGAUUGUAAAUGAAUGGAUUAAACAGGUUAAGGCCAGGAUGUUUAAAAUAAAUGCAAUAUUAAUCUGCACAGAUAAACUUCUUUUUAAGAGUAAGAUUUGAAACUACUGUGCCUUAACUUGUUGCUUUUCUUAAAAUGAACUUUUGUAGUUAAUGAUCAUUUAAAUCCAUUUUGAUAAACCUGCUGUUAAUGUUUUCUUUGAAUGUUUUCUAACUUUGUCUUGGUAAUUGCAAUUUAACUAGGUGCGGUGGCUACUAAAGUUCGAAGGCACGAUAUGCGUGUCCAUCCUUACCAAAGGAUUGUGACCGCAGACCGAGGUUAGUUUAGUUCUGCAGUUCUUGUUCGUAAGAAGUGCUCUGAGUGUACAUGAGAUUUGCAACACCACAGCUGGUUAACCAAAUACCCUAUUUGACCCAUUCGUUAUUUUUCUCAAAAAUCUGAAUAGUUAAUACUUUAAAGCGUUGGGAAUGCUUGCGGUUUUAAAAACGUUUUGUAAACUUGGCUUUCCCAGCUCAAUUAAAUGUAUAAACUUUGUGAUAUAUUUAAUAUAAAUGCUAUAACUGAUUCACUUUUAAAAACUAUUUAAAGAUCCAUCUGCAUCAGGAAACACUAUGAAUUCAGUGCUGCAAUAAUUAAUUUGGUCGUGUUCCCUCCCUUUCCCCCAAUUUGUUCUUUUAAUUGGUGUGGAAAUAUCAGAUUGGUGUUGCAAAAUA